AUGGCGACAAAAACAAGUGGAACAACAGGGAUGCUUGGAUCCUAUAAUUCAAAUUCAUUACCACAACGAGAAAUUAUUGAAUCUUCAACGUCAUUAAUGAAGAAUGCUAUGAAAAAUCUCAAUAUACGUCCUGGAAGAUGUCCUGUACUUAUUGCUGAUUUUGGUUCAUCUCAUGGAUCAAAUUCUAUGCAUGCUAUGAAAACUAUUAUUAGUUAUAUACAAGAAUUUAAAAAAACAGAUCAACAAUUUUUAUCUGUACACAUUGAUUUACCAACAAAUAAUUGGACAUCAUUCUUUGAUACUUCAAAUGAGCAAGAUAAAAAAAUUUUUUUUAGUUUAGCAACUGGUCAAUCAUUUUAUAAACAAUGUCUUCCACCAAAUUGUUUAACUGUUGGUUAUUCAUCUGGUUCUAUUCACUGGCUUUCUCAAAAACCAUGCAAUAUAACAAACCAUUGUAUAUCUACUUUUGCUAAAGGUGCUGAACUUCAAGCAUUUCAAAAACAAGCUCGUGAUGAUUAUCGCAAUUUUCUUGAAAAUCGUUCACGUGAACUUAUUCAAGGUGGUAUUCUUAUUCUUGUAAUGAAUUGUUUUAAUGAUGAAGGUAUAACUAUGACUGAAAGUGUAUAUCAUAAUUUAUAUAAAUGUGCUAAAUCAAUUUUAUCACCAAAUGUAGAAUUACCUAAUUAUACACUGCCAGUUUAUAUACGUUCAUAUGAUGAAUGUGUCGAUAAAGAAUUAUUUCAUCAAAAUUCAUUUGAAGUAAUUCAUUCAAAUAUGUCAGCCGUUGAUUUUAAAUUUUAUGAACAAUUAAAAAAUAAUGAAAUGGAAUUAAAAGAAUUUUCUGAAAAACAAACAGAAUUUAUACGAUGUGCUACAGACUCCGUAUUAAGAGGAGUAUUAGAAAGUACUGGAAAGCGGUCAAAAGAAGAUAUUGAUCAAUUAUCAAAUAAAUUCUGGAAGUUGUAUAAAGAACACGUUCAACAAAAUCCGGAUGAAUUUGAUAUAAAAUGUUAUCAAACAUAUGUUGUUUUAAAAAAACUAUAA
Messenger RNA from Adineta steineri, 1044 nucleotides. The record is from the annotation of a GenBank genome assembly. NCBI's taxonomy places the organism in Eukaryota, Metazoa, Rotifera, Eurotatoria, Adinetida, Adinetidae.